CCGACACCCAUUGCACACAAUCCCUUGACUCUACUGGAUCCGGCCUAUACGGUGAGAUCGUAUUCAUCAUGCCGGAAAGGGUGCGCACGGUCUUCGCAGACUCCGACGACGAAGGGCCCGUCGCGAAAAAACAGCAGCCCGUCGACACGAAACCGAUCCCCGACGCCGAACCUGCGAAACGAAAAUCCCCUAGCAACGAAGAGGACAAGAAGAAGCCCAAAAAUAAGAAGCGAAAACAUGAUCAGCCCCGCCAAGAUCAGCCUCAACACUCGACCGCCUCGGACGAGCCCCGCGCACCACCAUCACGAACCUCCGACGAGAGGGCCGCAGCCAGAGCCGCAGCUGGCAGUGGGCCUGGAAAGCCGAAACAAAAAUCCCAAAAGCACAAGGCGAAUCAGACCCAGAAGCCGUUCAAGGAUACCAAGCGAGACCUGGGGCCGCUGAGAGAAAAAGCCAAGGCGCUCUAUGAGAUCCGCAAAAACCUCCCCAUCUUCCCGCACGGCGACGAGAUCCGAGAAUAUCUGCGCCAGAACGACGUGAUGCUGCUGAUUGGUGAGACGGGUAGCGGAAAGAGUACGCAGAUUCCUCAGUUCUUGGUGGAUGAGCAGUGGUGUCGGCCGACAAAGGCAAGCAUCUCCAACGAGGAUGGUUCGCAGAAGGAAGUGGAAGUGGGCGGGUGCAUCGCCAUCACGCAACCCAGACGAGUUGCAGCGAUCUCGUUGGCAAGACGUGUGGCGGAGGAAAUGGGAACUCCGCUUGGUUCUUCCUCUCCGGCGAGUAAAGUCGGGUACUCGGUUCGAUUCGAUACGUCUACGUCGCCGAGUACGAGGGUCAAGUUCCUUACGGAGGGAAUGCUGUUGCAGGAGAUGCUGCGGGAUCCGUGGCUGACCAAAUACAGUGCGAUUGUGGUCGAUGAAGUACACGAACGUGGGGUCAAUGUUGAUCUUGUAUUGGGGUUCUUGAGAAACAUGGUCUCCGGGAAGCGCGGUGGACGAGGCGGAGUGCCAUUGAAGGUGGUCGUGAUGAGUGCCACGGCCGACAUGGAAAGUCUCCUUGGGUUUUUCAAGGAAGGAUAUCAGGGCCAGCGCGCGAUUGAGCAGAGCUCGGGGAACACGCAGACCGACGCCUCGGAAAAGAAGAGCCAUGAUGACAUCGCUGUCUGUCACAUCAAAGGCCGUCAAUUCCCUGUCAAGACCAUCUACUCUCCGGAGCCGGUGCAUGACUUUGUCGAUGCAGCCCUCAAGGUCAUUUUCCAAAUCCACUACAAGGAGCCUAUGCCAGGCGACAUUCUGGUCUUCCUGACCGGACAGGAGACCGUCGAAGCCCUAGAAAAGCUGGUGAACGAGUAUGCCGUCGGGAUGGAUCCUGCGCUGCCCAAAGUGCAGGUUCUGCCGCUCUUUGCAGCUCUUCCUCAGGUUGCGCAGCAGCGCGUCUUCCUGCCCGCACCGCCACGUACUCGUAAGGUCAUCCUCGCUACCAACAUCGCCGAAACCUCCGUCACGGUGUCGGGAGUGCGGUUUGUGGUCGACUGUGGAAAAGCCAAGGUUAAGCAGUUCCGCAGUCGGUUGGGACUGGAUUCCUUGUUGGUCAAGCCCAUCUCGAAAUCUGCCGCCAUCCAGCGUAAGGGUCGUGCCGGUCGAGAAGCCCCCGGUCAAUGUUAUCGACUGUUUACCGAAAGGGACUACCUCGAUCUCGACGAGGUCAACACGCCGGAGAUCCUACGAUGCGAUCUCAGCCAAGCCCUCCUCAACAUGAAAGCCCGCGGGGUCGACAACGUGAUGGCAUUCCCUUUUCUGACGAGACCGCCGCGCGAAUCCUUGGAAAAAGCUCUCCUACAGUUGUUGAGCAUCGAGGCGCUAGAUGACUCGGGCGAGAUCAGCGAAAUCGGCGAACACAUCGCCAAACUUCCCCUGACCCCGACGCUGGGUCGUGUUCUUCUAGCGGCGUCGGAACAUGGCGCCGACUGCCUGCUAGACGUAAUCGACAUCAUCUCCUGUCUGAGCGUCGAGACCAUCUUCCUAAACACGACGUCGGAGGAGAAGAAAGAAGAGGCCGAGCAGGCCCGGCGCGAUCUCUACCGGAGAGAAGGUGACCAUCUCACCAUGCUAGCCACCGUACAGGCCUACGCGGCGGAGAAUACGAACCGAAAGUCAUGGGCUGAGCGACACAUGGUGUCGCACCGGGCCAUGCAGUCCGUGAUGGACGUCCGCAAACAACUCACCACCCAAUGCCGACAAGCCAAACUCCUCCCCGCCCAGAACGAGCGUGAGACCAACAACUCGGUCAUCCGCGACCCGUCCCCCGAUCUCAUCCUCAAGAGCUUCCUGCGCGGCUUUUCCACCAACACGGCGCGCCUCGUGCCCGACGGCAGCUACCGCACCGUGGCCGGGAACCAGACGGUGGCGAUCCACCCGUCUAGCGUCCUCUUCGGCAAGAAGGUCGAGGCCAUCCUGUACAAUGAGUUCGUGUUCACGAAUCGGAGUUACGCCCGCGGCGUCAGCGUGGUGCAGAUGGACUGGGUCGGAGAGGCUUUGGGGGGCUAGGUUGUCCUUCGUCUGUUUUGUAUUGUUAAUGUGAUAUAGAGUAGAUUUAGACUAUAUACCCAAUGUUCAAGUGCUGC
This is a messenger RNA of Aspergillus steynii IBT 23096, 2620 nucleotides long. Its product is annotated as putative ATP-dependent RNA helicase (Hrh1). Gene Ontology annotation, cellular component: intracellular anatomical structure; catalytic step 2 spliceosome. The transcript is spliced from 2 exons. The record is from RefSeq and is a predicted model, not a curated record. Lineage: Eukaryota; Fungi; Ascomycota; Eurotiomycetes; Eurotiales; Aspergillaceae. Gene Ontology annotation, molecular function: RNA binding. The coding region runs from base 69 to 2543 and encodes 824 amino acids.